Messenger RNA from Emiliania huxleyi CCMP1516, 835 nucleotides. RefSeq lists its product as hypothetical. The annotation marks the transcript as partial. The transcript is spliced from 3 exons. NCBI's taxonomy places the organism in Eukaryota, Haptophyta, Isochrysidales, Noelaerhabdaceae. The record is from RefSeq and is a predicted model, not a curated record.
AGGAAUUCAUUCGAUCAACAUGCGCAAACUCGAGUUCGUGCCGGCCGCCGGUGAGAAGCUCGUGCUCAAGCUCUCUCCUCCGCCGCCGCUUGCUGACAAGCAGGCGUCUCUGGCGGACAACACGGCCGUCGUCGACUCUGACGGAGGUAACGCCGUCGGCAUCCCCUCCGAGCCCGUCUCGCUCAAGGAUGGCAUCGGCACCGGCACCGGCGGCACCGGCACCGCCAGCACCGGCACUGGCAACGUCCCGUCCGAGGGCGAGCCCGCCGGCUCGCUCGCCGGCGUCCACUUUGCGGGCGUUUCGCUCGACGCCGUGCCCGAGGCGUCCCGCUUCACCGUCGACGAUCCGGCCGGCGCCAAGGCCGUCGGCAUCCCGCCCGAGAGCGAGCCCAGCCCGCUCAAGGACGGCAUUGACGCGGGCGGCGGCAACGUCGCGGGCGAGUCUUCGCCGAUGAAGUCCUUCGCGAAGGUCGGAAUCGUGCCGGCUGACGACGGCCGCAUCACGAUCGUCAUCUCCGAGUCGGUGUCGCCUUCGCUCCUCGGAGCGAAGGACAUCUCCGUGGCGAAGUCUGGCACGGAGGACGUCCUCAAGAAGGACCCGGCCGCGGAAAAGGCGCCCGACGCGGGCGCGGUCGACUCGGACAAGGCCAAGGCCAUGUUCGCCACCCACGCCGUUUUCUGGUCCAAGUUUACGCGCCCGACCGGCCCACCGACGGCCCCCACCGGCGCCGUCGAGGGCGCCCUCAAGAAGGACAUCCCUGCGGCAACGUCUGGCGCGGAGGCCUGCGUUGACGAGACCGGCGCCAUCAAGAACCCGGCGCUCAAGCCGGCCACC